Molecule: messenger RNA, 682 nt
Organism: Telopea speciosissima
Lineage: Eukaryota; Viridiplantae; Streptophyta; Magnoliopsida; Proteales; Proteaceae
Product: ABSCISIC ACID-INSENSITIVE 5-like protein 3
Exons: 4
Biological process (GO): positive regulation of DNA-templated transcription
Cellular component (GO): nucleus
Molecular function (GO): DNA-binding transcription factor activity
Source: RefSeq, a predicted model, not a curated record
AAUGGCGUCUUCGAGUCGGUCAAAAAAGUUUGGAAAGAUAUUGUUGCCGGUUCAGGAAGUGGAGGCGUUGAUCGGAAAUUUAGAGGGGUUGAUGAUGGCCAGUUUUUUAAGGAGCCAGCGUAUGAGGAGAUGACUUUAGAGGAUUUUCUAGCGAAAGCUGGAGCUGUUACAGAAGAAGAUGUUAGGGUUACGCAGGUUGCGGGGCCAGCGCAAGGUGUUUUUCCUGUCGAUUCAAUGUUGAGUAAUCGAUUUCAGCAACCGCAGCAGCAGCAGCCACAGAUUGAUGGAUCGGUUGCUGUGUUUGGUAAUGGAAUGGAGAGAACAGGAGUAGGCAGGCGGAAGAGGCGAGUGGUGGAGGAGCCGGUUGAUAAGGUUACUCAGCAAAGACAGAAGAGGAUGAUUAAGAACAGAGAGUCUGCGGCUAGGUCGAGAGAACGGAAACAGGCCUACACGGUUGAGCUUGAAUCUCUGGUGUCACAACUUGAAGAGGAGAACACUAUACUUCCCAGAGAGCAGUCCAUGCAUCAGUUGUUAAGUAUGUCUCAUGUGGAGUACACUGAGACACCCACUCGUAGGACACACUGAUGGAAUAUGGAUAACAUUUGAUGUACUUAAAGAGAAUAAUAAAGUUUGUGUCUCCAGAUUUUUGAUUUGCAACUCAGACCACCUAAACUUAGCCAUA